Molecule: messenger RNA, 1435 nt
Organism: Leptopilina heterotoma
Lineage: Eukaryota; Metazoa; Arthropoda; Insecta; Hymenoptera; Figitidae
Exons: 2
Coding region: 273-623 (116 amino acids)
Source: RefSeq, a predicted model, not a curated record
AUACACGGAGAAAAAACGGGAGAAAAAAAACGGGGAGAAAAAACGGGGAUUUGUAGCGCAAGGGCGAUGCCAUACGGCGAAAGCACGCACUCGUACGAUUACAGUAAGAGCUCUUGCUGCAAUCGUACGAGUUCGUGCUUACGCCGUAAGGCAGUGCCCAUGCGUUAAAGACAUAGACCACUGCGUGCUACAAAGCCCUGUUUUUUCUCUCCGAAAAUAUAAAUAAAAAUCAGCAAUUGGAUGCAGACAGGCUUGACCGACAAGCGAAACGGAUGAAAAUAGCAAGUGAUGCUCAGCAUUUACCAUUGACAACAUGGUACAAUGUGACAAUUCCGAUAUCUGAUGUUGAUAGAAGUAAAACUGAUCUGCGAAAUCUUAUUGGUGUUAUAAUCGAUUUUACUGAAGAUAAUGACUACAAAGUUGGAACAAAGGAUGGAAUAAUUGCUCAAAUGUUCAUCCGAAACCAGAUCGCUUCAAAAAAUAAUAAUUUUUUUUCGUUGAAUGAAGGACAAGGCUUUGUAAAGUGCUCUUGCUUGCAAAAGUGCACCACUAAAAAUGUGCGUGUAGAAAAAAAAUGGUUUGUGCAGUUCGAAGUGCCACAACUCAAUGAGUUGUACAAAUAAGUAGCACUUUGUAUAAUAAAAAUAAUUGAAUUUGAAUAAAAAAAUAAUUUAAAAUACCUAUUUUGAAAUAUAAUAAUUUGUUCGAUAAAAAUAUUUAUUUAUUUAUUAAAGUUAUUUUUUAGUUUUCCCAGUACACCAUAAAUAGUUUUAACAACAUUGUACAAAACGCGUUGUACCGAGCUCCGUCAGUACAAGAAUAUCUGUAUAAAGCCCAGGAAUUUCAAGUUUGUACAAAAUGACCCGUACCAAUCGCGCUUUGUACAAAAAUCGUUGUACACACCGCGCUCUGUACAAUUCCAGGCUUGGUACGCAACAAAGACACUUUGAGAACUUUAACAGAUUUACUCAGAAAAGACUGCGUUAAGCAAUUUAAGACAACACAUGAUGCGAAGCUUCAGGAUAGAAAAGAUUUAAAUUCAGUACUUUCAAUAAAAAAAUUCUAGAGUGAGAAGGUGCUUUGUUAAUAUAUGUAUGAUUCACGAUUACCGGAAAAUUAAUGGGACUUAGCAUUGUCAGCUGCUGUUUAUGUGUAUAAUUGGAUCCCUCAUAAAUCAAAUAAUAUGAUCAUUCCUCUACAAAAAUUUAAUCCUAAUCAUAAUUUUAAUAUCAAACAAAUUAAAAGAUUCGGGUGCAUUGCUUGUAUUAAAGUACAAAGACGAGUAAGAUCCAAAUUUCGAGCAGAGGGAAGGAGAGUCGUAUUAGUAGGAUAUACACCGACUGAAUAUUAAUUGCUAAAGCCAAAAGAUAGAAAAUUUUAUGAAAGUCAACAUGUAAGGUUCAAUCAAAAAUUAGUAUAUGGUGACAAAUAUGAA